AUGUUCUGCGCACGCUUGGGAUCUAGGAUUUCCUUUAACAGCUGUCGUUUGGGUUCAGGCGCCUUCAUGGUAAGUUGGCGUUUAAUUGUCGCCUUGCUGAAAAGCUGCUUGACCAGGGUUGAAUCGAACAGUUUGUCCUCUGCCGACGGUUUUGGCAAAUUCUCGAAGAUGGUACCCUUGACUGCGUUUAUGUUAAGAGGUUUCCAGUGUAACCGCACUCCCAACGGUGGCGGCUUCUUAGCCACUGCCGUUUUGCCCUUGAGAAUCGGCGGCGGCGGGGCGGCCUUCAUUUUACACGGCGGGCCCUUUUUCAUGGGUGGGGCCGCAGACUUGGCAGAAGCGUCCUUCGGUUUAGAUGGUGGUGGAGGUAUCUUCGGCUGCAGAGUUUUGGCCAUCGGCGGAGCCGGUUUCUUUACGAUGGGGGCAUCUGGACCUGCAGCUGCUGUUGGAGGUACAGGCUCGCCGGUUGGCGAUUUUGCUGUAGGAGCCGCAGGAGGUGGCAAUGAAGCUUUAGGCAGCCCUCCAGGUAUUGCCUUCGAUAUCGAUUUUGAUCCAUGA
Messenger RNA from Babesia ovata, 558 nucleotides. RefSeq lists its product as uncharacterized. Bases 1 to 558 code for a protein of 185 amino acids. The transcript has a single exon. NCBI's taxonomy places the organism in Eukaryota, Apicomplexa, Aconoidasida, Piroplasmida, Babesiidae. The record is from RefSeq and is a predicted model, not a curated record.